CUCUAGUGUGACUAUUUUACUUACUAGACUGCCAUGGAAAGAAGAGAUAUGUUUUCGACUAUUCUCAUCGACAAAGUAGGUUCAACUUAUAUGCUGUUCUUAUUGUUGGAAAUAGUGUACCCACAGGAGAUAGAUCAACAUCCAGUAUGAAGCUUCGAGCAGCAAUCAUCAGGUUAGAAUUUAUAACAAUUCUGCAGCUAAUUUUUCCAUUAAUAGAAAAAUGUUAAUCUAAGUAUUUCAAUCGUUCAUUGGUGUACCAUUGCUUCAGCUAGCGAUGCGGCAUAUGACUCAAAGGCCUGAAGUCAUAGAGAAUAUUAUUUCAUCCUCUCCUGGACUGAGCGAAGAUGCCGUAGCGAUAGCAAUAUUACAUGAUUGUUCACUUCAACAAUGCUGAAACCAUUAGAAAAAUUGCCAAGUUACACCCUUCUUUUCUGUAGACAGCACAGCACAUCGCUUCAGCAGUUCACGACGAAGCUCACAACUUUGCAGCUUCAACAAACUCCCACAACAACUCAACCGGAGACUCUUCCCAAUCCUCGGACUCACCCCAGCCACGGGAAAAGUAUAAAGACACGUUGGGAAAACAUUAGGAAAUACUUUGCUAAAAAAAUUCAUUCACAAUUAGGACACUUCUUAUCUAAGGAGUUACACUACCUCAUUCCUCAUUUAAAAAGUAGUCCACCAGUAGCACCAAACAAAAGACCAGUAGUAACAAAUGAAAGACCAGUUAAGACAGUGAAUGAUGUAUUCCAUGAAGAGGAUGAAGAAACUUUGACACUUGAUGAUGUUAUGAACACGACAAAAAACAUCAAGGAAGCUUCAACUUCAACAAUGAAUUCAACAAGUACUGUACAGUUUCAAACAGAAAAUCAGAAGCAGGAACGUAUUAAGAAAGUAGAAGAGCAGCAGUUCUCUAAGAAGAUUAUCCCACCAAAAGAUAUAAAUUAUAUUAAAAAUGCAGACAAAUUAAACAUGUUGGAAAAAAAAGUAUGCAAGUUGCUGAGAAAGCCAUGGAAGGGAUUCAAGGUUUGAUUUCCACAACCAGUGAUAAUCAACAAUAUGAUGAUUAUUUAAUUAGUGUACGUCAAAGUCUUAUGUAUAUUCCAGAGAGGAAUUUAUUACAAUGCACAAAUGGAAUUUUAACUAUUAUUGACAGUUACAUUUCUAAAUAAAGAUGAUUUGAUAAUUU
Molecule: messenger RNA, 1189 nt
Organism: Nasonia vitripennis (jewel wasp)
Lineage: Eukaryota; Metazoa; Arthropoda; Insecta; Hymenoptera; Pteromalidae
Exons: 5
Coding region: 388-1032 (214 amino acids)
Source: RefSeq, a predicted model, not a curated record